This is a messenger RNA of Anopheles merus, 3554 nucleotides long. RefSeq names its product TBC1 domain family member 31. Gene Ontology annotation, cellular component: centrosome. The transcript has 9 exons. Bases 133 to 3453 code for a protein of 1106 amino acids. The record is from RefSeq and is a predicted model, not a curated record. Gene Ontology annotation, molecular function: protein binding. NCBI's taxonomy places the organism in Eukaryota, Metazoa, Arthropoda, Insecta, Diptera, Culicidae.
CAUUCGUUUCCAAGGGGCAGGUCAGUGUAAACAACGCAAAGUGCGGGCGUUCGUGAAUGCUCCGCUGUUGAAGAAAUUGACGUUUUAAGCUGUGCUGAAGGAAGUAAUUGGAUUACCAGUAGUCAAGAAGAAAUGGAAAUGGAAGUGAACGCCGGCAAAUUGGGUAAGCCGGGAACCGGUAAGGCGAGCUUUAAAUUCAACUCCUCGAACGAUGGUGUCCUGUUGCGGCUUCACCAUACCGUAAAGAACGAGACGGAAGGGACGGUGGUACGGAUACGUUUCACAGCGGCCGGAUUCACUGCGAACAACGAACGGCUGGUUGCAGCAGAUCAUCGGGACAAUGUAUUUGUGUUCGAUUUGGUUGGCCAGCGGUUUUGGGCGGUUGCGGAGCAGCUCAAGCGCAUAACCAUCAUCGAAGGACUCGUCGGUGGUAAUCUAGUUGCCCUUGGCAGCAAGGACGGGAUGGUGUUUAUUCUUGAUUUGGAUGAAAACAAUUGCGCCCGGAAGCUGAAUGCCCAUCCGGGUCGGGUUGUGUAUCUCGCCAGCUCCUCACCGAACCACGCCACCGCAAAGUUACGCUCGAAAGCAACCGGAAUAUCCUCACCGGCCGAUGCAUUUGAACGAUACGAUCGCACCUAUCUGCUGGCAGCAUCGCAGGACUGCGCCAAACUGUACUCGCGCGAAGACUUUGCCGAGCUGGCCUGCCUCCGGUACGGGCUGGCGGCGAACAACUCGUUCCGCCCGAACGCUUGGCACUGGUUCGGGGCACCUACCGGUCCAGCAUUGAUUACGCACAGCACCGAGGGGGUUGUCCGGGUGUACCGGCCCAACUUCAAACUCGUCAAAGAGCUAAACAUCACACGGCUUAUCGAGCUUUAUCGUAAGAACACCCCAGCCCAAACGAUCACCUUCGAGCGGCAGCGUUCUGAGAGCGCUGCAGAAGAGCCCGAUAGUGUUGAGCUGACCGUAAAGCGUCUCACCGAAGCGAUGGUAUCGCCCGGUCGACGCAUAACGACCGCCCAGCCCACUAAGGAUGGGCAGUACUACGUGGCGUUGUGCGGACACAGCACGCUCGCCUUCCUUGCCCUCGACUCGUGGCUCGUCUGCCGGGUGGUUACGCUGUCCAAUUUGUUUAUCGCACAGUUUGCAUUCCUGCCGGCCGGUGAGAGCGCCGGCAGUGGUCGUAGAGCACGCUGCUGCACACUCACCGUGCGUACCACGGGCAAUGAUUUAAUGCUGCUAAAUUUCGGCAACGAUGCCGGCUGUCUCGACAAUAAUCCUUCCGUACUGCGACCGCUUGCGAGUGGCAGUGGUGGUGGUGGUGGUGGUGGUGGUGUGGUGCAUAAUUGCUAUAAAUUUGCCCUCGCUCCCAACGGGCGCAUGCUGGCGAACGUUCUCGGCAGUGGUGAGGUGUUGCUGCACAACUUGGACCCGUACCGGCGGAUCGAUGCAGCAGCAUCGGCAAUGGGACACCACCGGAAGGCGGCACGGAAAAUUGAACGCCCCGGAAGCGGUACGUCGUCCUGCACGGGGAGUUUGGGUCGGCUACAGCGGUCACCACGCAAAGCGAAGCUAGAACAACAAAUAAACGCCCUCCAGGUGCAGCUCUCGAAAACACUGCCCAAACAUCGGCUGCUACCGAUACUGCGGGAGUACGGCGAAUAUCCGGCCAAGCAUCGAGCAACCAUUUGGCGCACACUACUAGAGCUGCCGGGUGAUCGGGCCAGCUACGCGGUACUGCUGAACCGCGGCUCCCAUCCGUGCGUGGCCUCUUACGAGCAGCGAUUUGCCGGGCUCGAUCGGCGUACCGUGCGCAAUCUAAAGCGUACCGUCUCCUGUCUGGCCCACUGGUGCCCAGCCUUCGGACUCAUCGAUUAUCUGCCGAGCUUUGUGCUGCCGUUCGUCCGCCAGCAGCCAACCGAUGCACUUGCCCUGUUCGAAACGGUGGCCACCGUGCUGAUGAACCAGUGUCAGCACUGGUUCGAGUACGCACCGCUCGAACCGUUCAACUAUCUGGCGAUGGUCGAGAACGUGCUGGCCGACUGUGAGCCCCGGCUGAUGGCAUUCUACCGGCGGAAUGGUGUCGCGCCGCGAACGUACGCAGUGCCGCUGAUGGAGAGCGCGUUCGUGCGCUGCUGCAGUGGUGGAACCGAUGGCGACAACCAGUGGCUAACGCUGUGGGAUCACGUGCUGUCGAACGAGCCGUGCUUUGGCGUGUUUCUCGUCGCCGCGUACAGCAGCCUCCAUCGGGGCACGCUGCUGAAGGCCACCGCCGACGGUGGAUCAACAACGGUGGAACGGAUAUUCUUCCAUCAAUCGAGCGCGUUCGGCGAUGUGCGGCGGUUGGUAGGGCGUGCGCACGACCUAAUGGAACGUUGCACCGCUGCUGCCCAUCCGAGGCACUACUUUAAACCCUUUACCCCGCUCAACAUGCCGUCCACACUGCCGACCGUCAAUGACGGGUGGAAACCGUCGUCUUGUGACAGUGCGGCCAGUAACGCUGUCGAUUGUUUCUCGCCCGCUGGGGAAAGUGAGGAGCUUUCGGCACACUCCACCGCCUCUCCGACACCUUCCGGCGAGGCGGCUAAUGCGUCGGAAAAGGGAUCUUCCCACCGUACGUACGCGAGCUUUGCCAACUUUCCGCACAAGCUGACCGAAGUGCGGUGCACGGAAACGGACACGCUGCGAGCGGAACAGCGCCGGCUGGAGGGGAAAAUUAUCGAGCUGGAAAAGCUGGAGCACGGUCUGCGGGAGCGGCUGGCGAACGAUCUGGUGCGGCAGGAGCAUGAGCAGCGUGUGAAGGCCGUGGAACGCAACCUCGAGGAAGCGAUCGCCCGGGAGGAGCAGCGGGUCGAGAUGCAGCGGAAAUUGUUGCUGCUGCACCGGAAGCAGCUGCGCGAGCGGGAAAACGAACUUUCGCUCGACGUGGCGAACGCGAAGCUCAUCAACGACGCGACGGUGCGGGAGCGGGAGCUCGAUGCGCUGCUGAACAAGUUUGCCCGUGAGCGACAACGGGAGGAAACCGAUCUGCUGUUUGCCGAGGAGGACAUUAAGCUGAAGGAGCUGGAACUGUUGGGCCGGUAUCGGACGGAACCCGACGCAGCGCGAGUGCGCCGGCCGCUCGAUCAGCGGUACCAGGUGGCGCUUGAACAGCUGGCAGUGCAGAAGCUGAAACUUUACGACGAAAUUGAUCGGACAUACUCGUCGCUCGGUAUGCCGGCGGGAGCGAACGAGUACGCGUACCGGACGGUGUCGGAGCUGCGCAAGGUAGCGUCUGCUGCGGCGUAUGGCAGCGAGCGACAGCGCGACAAGAUGGAAGAGCGCCCCCGAGAACGGCUACCAGGGCUGAUUGGAAGCGAUUCCUCAAGUCAGGUGUACGCGGACACGAUACGGCGCAUGGAGGAGCAGGUGAAGGUUUUGCAGCGCCUCAAAAAUGACGUCCAAAGGAAAUGAAGGUAUCCGAACGUGGCCAAUUUAAGAGUUUGUGUGUGUGUGUGUGUGUGUCUGUAUUAUUUUGUCUUUCGUAACAAAAUUGGUACCAUUUCCGAACGAAA